AUGACAGAACCGAUAGGCAAUUCAGAUCCGGCAGUUGUUCCAUCUACCAAACCUUUAGACCCACCGAAAAAAGUCAAGGAUCCACGUCGAGUCGAAGCGGGGGAAAAAUUGGCAAAGAUUAGUCAGCAGGCCAAAGCUGCGAAAAAAGCAAGGUUGGAAGAAAAUUUAAAAACAGAAGUUCGCGAAAGUUGUAUGACGGAAGGUGGAGGAUGAUGGAUUUCCGUCGAAAAAUUAUGUAUGUUAUUUGGAUUAGGAAUCGGAUUAGGAUCGUUGUAUCUGACGUGGAAAAGUCGUGAUGAUAAAAAACCUGUGAAACAGGAUGAAAUUAUCUACGAGAAUAACAACGAUGUGGAAAAGGAUCCGCCGAAAGAACCGUUCGACGACUUGUUUGACUAG
Messenger RNA from Paramuricea clavata, 396 nucleotides. The record is from the annotation of a GenBank genome assembly. Lineage: Eukaryota; Metazoa; Cnidaria; Anthozoa; Malacalcyonacea; Plexauridae.